UGGCUGCUGGCUGAGCUGGAGGAAUCGCCGAGCCAGGCUAGAUCAACUGUUGAGAGAAUAUUUAGAGCAGGUUCAGGAGCCUUCGGAGGAACUCUCAAUGUAGAAUAAAACUCACACAUUUAGGCUGAUUCGCUUCUUAAAUAGAUUAAUAGAGUUAUUUACACUCAAGCCAUUUAGUCACAGCGGAGGGCUUUCUGUUUGCAGCUCUGUGCGCACUGCCAAGUGGAGCCAACUUGGGGAAAGAAACAUUUGAAGAACAUCUCUCCAACACUUUGAUUUAUCUGAAGUGGGGCUUGGAAAAUCGCAUCAUGUCAUAUUUCAGCACACUGUGUGUGUACUUUUUGAUGGUCCUCAACCCAAUUAUGACAAAUACCAUCACCGAGGACAUAGAUGUUUUGGUCUUUUUGCCACAGAAUAACUCCUACCUUUUUUCACACACGAGAGUCGCACCGGCGAUCAUUUACGCACAGCAGAGGCUGCAGGCGGACGGAGGACGCUACUCUGGGUUCCAAUUCAACAUCCAGUUUGAGAACUCCGACUUUGUCAAUGGUGCUCUGUACAUGUUGGUGGACAGGUCGUGUGGGAAUAAGCCGGAUUUGAUUCUGGGUCCGGUGUGCGAGUACGAGGCGGCAGCGGUGGUGAGGUUGGCGUCCCACUGGAACAUCCCCGUGAUCUCAGCAGGUGCCCUGGCCGUCGGCUUCAGCAAUAAGAACGCCGAGUACUCCCACCUGACCCGCAUCGCUCCGUCCUACGUGAAAAUGGCAGAGACCUUCAGCGCGAUGUUCGAACACUUCACCUGGAAAAGCGCACUACUGGUCUACGAAGACGACAAGGAGGAGCGGAACUGUUACUUCACUUUGGAGGGAGUCUAUCAUCUGAUGGCUGACUUUAACAUAAAAACAUAUGCUUUUUCCCACGAGGACCGCCUGGACACUGAUGACAUCUUCCAGAACAUGUAUGACACUGAAGUAGUGAUCAUGUGCACGGGAGCGGACAAAAUACGAGAGAUCAUGCUGGCUGCACACAGACGGCGGUUGACCAACGGCAGUCAUAUGUUCUUUAAUGUUGAACUCUUCAAUGCCUCUUCUUAUGGUAAUGGCUCAUGGAAGAGAGGAGAUAAAUAUGACAACGAUGCGAGACAUGCCUAUGCUUCUCUGAACACUGUGACGCUGCUCAGGACCGUCAAGCCUGAGUUUGAAAACUUCUCCAUGGAAAUGAAAAAGUCCAUGAAAAAAGCUGGCUUUCAUGACUGCAAAGACUGCGAAAGUGUCAACAUGUUUGUUGAGGGAUUCCAUGAUGCCCUGCUGCUAUAUGCCAUUGCCUUGCAUGAAGCCAUGAAAAGUGGAUACAGUAAGAGGAACGGAACGGAGGUUACCUCACGCAUGUGGAACAGAACUUUUGAAGGAAUCGCUGGCCAUGUGUCCAUGGAUGAAAAUGGUGACAGAAACGGAGAUUUCUCUUUGAUGGCCAUGACUGAUGUUGAGGCAGGAACAUAUGAGGUGGUGGCCAACUACUUUGGCGAAAAUGGAACUUUUCAGCUGCUGCCUGCCUUCAGAAUGGACCAUUUCACUCUGAGAGGAAAAUACAAAGCGCUCACGGAGAUACCGGAAAAAACAUGUGGCCUAGGAGUAUCAGCUUUGACUGGAGUCAUAGUGGGAGCUGUUCUGGGAACUGCAAUGCUUAUAGCAUUCUACUUUUUCAGAAAAAACUACAGGAUUACCAUUGAGCGCCGCACACAGAGUGAAGAGUGUGCCACUGGGAAGCACCGUCAGUUACGAGAGGAUUCCAUCAGAUCAAACCUCUCAGCAGCAUAAUCUGCGGCAGCAGAAGUCCCUUUACAAGAAUCACACAUCUGAUUGUGACCUGACUUUGCAAUGGUUGUCAGUGGAGCCAUGCUGUUAAAAUGAGACAUUUUGUGUUUGUAUCCUUUUAAUGUUUUGACUUAUUGUAACUCAGGACAGUUGUAACAGUCACAAAGCACCACUUACUUGGAUUUUCCUCCGUACAAAGAUAUAUGAUUGUAUUGGUGUAUAGAAAGCUUUGAACAUAAUAUUUUUAAAAGGUUAUUUAUGUAUGUAUGUGUGUGUGUGUAUGU
This is a messenger RNA of Dicentrarchus labrax (European seabass), 2095 nucleotides long. RefSeq names its product natriuretic peptide receptor 3 (gene npr3). Gene Ontology annotation, biological process: vasodilation; regulation of blood pressure. The coding region runs from base 309 to 1814 and encodes 501 amino acids. NCBI's taxonomy places the organism in Eukaryota, Metazoa, Chordata, Actinopteri, Moronidae. The record is from RefSeq and is a predicted model, not a curated record. The transcript has 8 exons. Gene Ontology annotation, cellular component: membrane. Gene Ontology annotation, molecular function: peptide hormone binding; natriuretic peptide receptor activity.